Macrosteles quadrilineatus (aster leafhopper) is the source of this 1101-nucleotide messenger RNA. Its product is annotated as UMP-CMP kinase 2, mitochondrial-like. The record is from RefSeq and is a predicted model, not a curated record. The transcript is spliced from 6 exons. The coding region runs from base 25 to 936 and encodes 303 amino acids. Lineage: Eukaryota; Metazoa; Arthropoda; Insecta; Hemiptera; Cicadellidae.
UAAAGUGUUAGUUGUUAGUUAAAAAUGAACUGUGUCUUCGUAAAUGUCUUUUUGUUGAUGAUUUUUUCUAAGUGCUUACAUAAAGCAUUGCACAUCCAUGCGGAACUUUCAAAUGAAGAAGAUGAACGUAAUUUAAUUAGAGUAAGAAGACAAGGAGGUUACAUGUCACUCCCUGAAGCCUUGUCAGAAUUUAUGGAUCCAAAGGUGGAGAAUGAUGAAAAUGUACAGGGUUUUUUGGCUGUAUACAGGACGAAUUGUCCUAUUUAUUUUGGGAAGUUUAGUGAGCGUAAAGUCACCUCAAGACAUAUAUUUGUGGUGGUUGAGGGUACACACAGGGCAACAAGAAACCUAGUGACGAGCAAACUGGCCGAGAGGUUGAAGGCUGCGAACCUCCAUUCUCCUCCGGGGUUUCUCACCCGAAACAAGAUCAUGCUCAACGAGACCAACCAGUCGCUCAAGCGAGCAUUCUUCAUGCUCGGAAUCUACGGGGUGGCGCACACAGUGCGAGAUAUGAUACCCGACCUUUCCAUCGUCACAUCGGGGUAUUACAUAGACCAGUUGGCCUUCAGCAUAGCAGGAGCAUUCCAGCAGCAUCUGCCGAGUAGAUCGUCUGCUAUAUUCAAGUGGCCGAAGGAUCUUGUCAAACCUGAUAUCGUGUUCUUUAUCAACACACCGUCACUUAUAAAGAAGCGAUACAUAGAAUUGGACACAUUUAGGGGAAGGAUUGUCCAGAUUUACCGCAACUGGGAGACUCCACCUCCCAUCGUAGAGAUUAACUCUACCAAUGUCUACACCAACAUGGUAGAUCAGAUGAUGGACCACAUACACUACCAUCUGGGCUACCACGGCGAGCCAGCACCGGUCGAUCCCGACAACGACAUCAACACUUGUUUUCAAUACCUACUAGACCAGACGCAGAAUGGAGUGAAAAGCUAGCUGUAGAAACAUGUGUUCAGCCUAUCAGAUGUUUGCAUUGACUUUUAUAAUGAAAUGGACUUUCCUGAUUAGCUGUAGCCAUUUUUAUUCAAUUUGAGUUUAAUGGACCACUUACAGAAUGUGCUAUAGUCUAAAAAUAUUUUCUCUCAUUUUCUUCCUUCGAUA